AUGAGAGAACGCAGUGGCUUGAGCAUAGGGACCACCGUGCACAUGGAAGACAGCAACCUGACCUCGAGAGAAGAGUCCAAACUGGCUGGUAGGCUGAAGACCGCUGGGCAGCGCGGGCGAUGGAAGCAAGUACAGCGGCUCUUUGGCAAGUACAGCGGAGUCUCUGUACCAAUUUACUGUGCUGCGAUGCAAGCUGCGUACCGCUGCGGCGAGUACAAAGAAGCCGCCAAGAUUUACAGAAAGGUUCGAGACAUCCCCACAAGCACAGUUGAUCGGAUCCUUCUCUUGCAAGGCCUGAAGAUUUUUGGAAAGUUGCAAGAUAGAGACAAAAUAGAUGCAAUUUGGGAAGAGGUAUUGGCUGCGGGUUGGGCGGACAAAAUUCGUGCGUCGGCACGGAUUGAUGCCGUCGCCGACCCUGGAUGCAGACUUGAAUUGAAGGAGAUGGGUGAUGUGGAAGAGGUUAAGUGCCUUCUGGAGUUCAUGACAGAUGCACGUAUAGAUGCAGACAUCUUACACUACUCGUCUGCCAUCAAUGCAUGCAAAAACUCUGCGAAUGGCAGCAGCCAUGCAGAAGCCCGGGACUUCAUGAAGGAGCUGCUCAACAAAGGAUUGAAGCCAAACAUUGUCACUUUCACAAAUUUUGCAGGGGCACAUCGGAACGCUGAGCUUGAGAAGUUCGAGCACCUCCUCGUGAUGUUGCCACAACAUCAUGUGAAACCCAACAGCAUCUUCGUUGAAACCUUCUUGGCAGCACUCUUCCAUGGCUAUCUCUCAUAUGCUUGGAGCGUGGGUGACGUUGCCAAGCAACUUGCAGGGGUGAGCCCGGACAGGCGAAGCUGCUUCGUCUGCCCCAGCUUCAUCCCGCGCGUGCCGCGCCGCCACAAGGAAGGUUGCAGACGAGCUGCAGCGGCAGGGCGCCUCUACCCUGUCCAUCGUUUUCCGGCAUUCCUUGCUGCAGCUUCUCCUGCAGACCUCCGUGGCUUGUUGUGCCAGUGGUGGUGGCCAGUAUUUUGGUGGCGCUGCUUGGCCCGUCUUCAUGCGAAGCUGGAGGACGGCCUUGCAUCGAACAUUGUCCUGACGACGGCCGCAGCGCGCGCCCUCCUCUCCUGCCAGCCCUCACGCGGAGCUUCCGGCGGCCCAGCUGCCAGCCACGCUUGCCGGGAGCUGGCAAGCGCGACGUUGCUGCCGCGAGUUCCCCGCAUGGGCCUGCUGCCUGUCGUGCUGGAGUCCGCGUUCCUGGCCAGACCUGGCGACUGGUCCAUGGCUCUGGGCCCUGAGAUGAUUUGGCCUUCGCUGACGGGCGAGGCAAAGAGGCAACAUGGGCUUUGA
Symbiodinium natans is the source of this 1329-nucleotide messenger RNA. The record is from the annotation of a GenBank genome assembly. NCBI's taxonomy places the organism in Eukaryota, Dinophyceae, Suessiales, Symbiodiniaceae.